AUGUCCAAGGCAAAGCUGUUGGCCGCUCUGGAAAACAAUACCGACGAACACAUCUCCCUUCUACAAGAACUUAUCCGUGCUCCUUCGCCAAAUCCACCAGGGGAUACUCGUGCAGCGGCAGACAUUCUUCUGAAGUUUCUGCAAAAGAAAGGAAUCGCCGCCAACAUCGCUGCUUCUAUCCCAACUGCACCUAAUAUUGUCAGCGAAUUUACUGGUCAGAGAUCUAGAAAUACAGGGGAGGCUCGUCGUCUUAUUCUCAAUGGUCAUAUUGAUGUUUUCCCUGCUGGUGAUGAAUCAGGCUGGACACGCAACCCAUGGUCCGGGGAUCUUGAUGAUUCUGGAUCCAUUUAUGGCAGAGGGGGCGUGGACAUGAAGGCUGGCACUGCAGCGUUGAUCAUCGCUUAUACGUACCUCUUUGCCCAUCGCCAUCUUCUUCGAGGCAAUGUCAUUUUAAGUGCAGUUUCUGAUGAAGAGACUGGAGGUCGACACGGAAGUAAAUGGCUAAUUGACAAUGAUCCGGAUUAUUGGCGCGGUACCUGCGUGUUGAAUCCAGAGCCUACUUCCUUGAAGACGAUUCGUUUUGGGGAGAAAGGCACGUUGCGAUUAACUUUCACAGUACGUACACUAGGGGCACAUGGAGCAUACUUGCAUCAAACAAAAGGUGCUAUUCGGACAGCAAUGCCCCUUAUACAAGAUCUUAUUUCAACAGUGGAAUCACUUCGUCCGAAUCUUCCAUCCUCACUAGCAUCGUAUCUUUCCCGGACUGAUGUACGUGCAGCAAUAGAUGAGGCAUGUGGACAAGGUGCGGCUGAUAUUAUUUUGAUUCCCACGGUGAAUAUUGGAACUAUUCGAGGCGGGGUUAAAGUAAAUAUGAUACCUACCGAUUGUGUCUUCGAAACCGAUAUACGUCUUCCAAUUGGCUUACCUAGCCCGACAGUGAUUGACAAGAUCAACGAAGUUCUAACACGCCAUCCACAUGCAACUCUCGCUGUUCAAGAAGCUGCUAGCAAUCCAUCGAACUAUUGUGCACACGACCAUGAAAUGGUCCGCAUUCUAGCUAAGAAUGCGAAAGCUGUCGCGGGAGUUGAUGACGAGCCUGUUGCAACGCUGUCACUUGGCGCCACGGACGGCAAGUUCUGGCGUUAUAUGGGAGUCCCCGUAUAUGAAUAUGGCGUAUCACCUAAAGGAAUGGGUGCACCAGAUGAGAAAGUCAAAGUGGAGGAGUUUCUCGCUGUAUUACGCACCCUGUUGUUAUCAGCUUGGGAUUAUCUUGGUGGAGAGGAAUAA
Molecule: messenger RNA, 1287 nt
Organism: Talaromyces proteolyticus
Lineage: Eukaryota; Fungi; Ascomycota; Eurotiomycetes; Eurotiales; Trichocomaceae
Product: putative peptidase
Exons: 1
Coding region: 1-1287 (428 amino acids)
Molecular function (GO): hydrolase activity
Source: RefSeq, a predicted model, not a curated record